Molecule: messenger RNA, 489 nt
Organism: Oenanthe melanoleuca
Lineage: Eukaryota; Metazoa; Chordata; Aves; Passeriformes; Muscicapidae
Product: olfactory receptor 14J1-like
Exons: 1
Biological process (GO): G protein-coupled receptor signaling pathway
Cellular component (GO): membrane
Molecular function (GO): olfactory receptor activity
Source: RefSeq, a predicted model, not a curated record
CUGCACUACGGGACCCUCCUGGGCAGCAGAGCUUGUGCCCACAUGGCAGCAGCUGCCUGGGCCAGUGGCUUUCUCACUGCUCUGCUGCACACAGCCAAUACAUUUUCACUGCCCCUGUGCCAUGGCAAUGCUCUGGGCCAGUUCUUCUGUGAGGUCCCACACAUCCUCAAGCUCUCGUGCUCCACAUCUUACAUCAGGGAUGUUGGACUUACUGUGGUUGGUGCCUGUAUAACUAUUGGUUGUUUUGUGUUCAUUGUUUUCUCCUAUAUGCAGAUCUUCAGGGUUGUGCUGUGGAUCCCCUCUGAGCAGGGACAGCACAAAGCCUUUUCCACCUGCCUCCCUCACCUGGCUGUGGUCUCCCUCUAUAUCAGCACUGGCACAUUUGCCUCCCUGAAGCCCCCCUCUAUCUCCUCCCCAUCCCUGGAUGUCUCAGUCACAGUUCUGUACUCAGUGGUGCCUCCAGCCCUGAACCCCUCAUCUACAGACUGA